AUGGAACCGCUAACCAAACUCGCUAUUUGUUUGGUGAUUUUUUUGCCAUCUUUCAUCUAUUUUAUAAUUUCCGUCGUUUCAUAUGAGGAAGCGAAUGAGGACGAUAACAUGCAUCUUAUCUAUAGAGAACAAACUAUCAAUAAAGAUUUGCUCAGCUACAUAGAGUAUGCCUCGUCCAAAAUGAAUCAAAACAUACUGCCUUCAGAAGCUGAAGGAUAUGCUCUAAUCCGGAAACAGUCAAAGAAAUCAAGAUAA
Molecule: messenger RNA, 255 nt
Organism: Auanema sp. JU1783
Lineage: Eukaryota; Metazoa; Nematoda; Chromadorea; Rhabditida; Rhabditidae
Source: the annotation of a GenBank genome assembly